AUGUAUGGUGGUUCACCACGACAUCAUAAUUUUGAAACACCGUAUGCUUAUCGUGCGCUCUAUCGACAACGAUUAUUACAACGACCACAUUCAGUUGGUCCAUCGUCUCUCCCUGAAACACCGCGUGUCGAACCUCGAGAUCUUAGUUAUACCCGACGUCCAGCACACGAUGCAGAAGUUGGUAUAUGGCAUGAGCCUGACUCUAAACCAGUAUUUACAUUCAUGCUUCGACCACGUCUUAUUCAAGAAGGCAUUGGUUGUAAAUUGAUUUGCUGCGUUAAUGGUAAACCUCAACCAAAGGUACAAUGGUUUAAAGAUCGUAAUCAAUUGAGUGAAAACGAUAGCCAUUAUAUGACAUCAUGUGUUCAUGGUGUUUGUACCUUAGAGAUUACAACAUGUGAAACAGGAGAUACUGGAAUGUUUCGUUGCAGUGCUACAAAUCCCUUAGGUACUGAUGAAACAUCCUGUUUAGUACAUGUUGAAGAAAUGCGUCGAACACGACGUGCUCAUUCAGCUCGACCAGGCGAAGAAGAUACAUCACAUGGUGGAAGUCGACCACAUUCACCAUCACCUAUUCGUGCAUCAGGUAGAGAUGCAAGUUGGCGUAAUAAAUUAGGUGCUGCUGAUAAACCUGCACGUGAUACACUUGAUGUCGAAAAACCAAAACGUAAGGAACGUCGUGACCCACCAAAAUUUACUGAUCAACUUGUUGAUGCUACUGUUUUCGAAGGUGCUACAGCUAAAUUGCGCUGUGAAGUUAAAGGCAAACCAACACCUAAGGUUGAAUGGUUGAAGAAUGGCGAGUCUGUAGCAAUUGAAUCUCGUGUUCAACAAACAUAUGAUGAUAAUGUAGCUAUAUUAGUCAUCAAAAAAGUUAAAUUAGAUGAUAAUGGAGAAUAUAUUUGUCGAGCUACUAAUGAAGAAGGCUCGGAUACAUCAAGUGCACAGCUUACGGUCAAAGCUCAUGUUAUCGGUGAAAAUGAAGCAGAAUACACUGCAUCAUUAGCUCAAGAAGAUGAAGCAGCUGUUCAAGCAGCACCACAAGCAGCAAGUGAAGAAGCUCUUACUGCUGCUGCUCCUGCUGCUGAGCCAACUGAAGGUGCUGCUAGUGAAACAGAAGCUAAACUUGAAGAAAAACUUCCAUCAGAAGUUGUUGCUGAAGCUGCAGCAGAUGCCAGUGCUCCAACAGAACCGGCACCAGCCGAAGCACCAGUUAGUGCUGAACCUGCUCCUGCUCCAGCAGCAGAACCAGCUCCACCUGCUGAGCCAGCACCACCAGCUGAGCCAGCACCAGCGCCAGUGCCAGAACCUGCACCUGAACCUGCUAAACCAGCUGCUGGUAAAACGGCACCUGGUAAAAAACCAGCAACACCAGCUGCACCGGAAAAGAAACCAGUUGGAGCUGCUGCUUUGAAAAAACCUGAACCAGCUAAGAAACCUGAAGAAAAGAAAGAAGCUGCUGCACCAGCUGGCAAGAAACCUGCUGAUGAUAAAACAAAAAAACCAGCUGUAGAUGAAAAGAAAAAGACAGAAGAAGCUAAACCAAAAGCUGCUGAAGAAGCACCACCUGCUGAACCUGAAAAGAAGAAAGAAGAAGCUGAACCAAAGAAAAAAGAUGAAGAAGAACAAAAAGAAAAACCAGCUGAAGUCAAACCAAAAUUUGUUAAACAUAUUAAAUCUCAAAAUUUAAUGGAAGGUGAUCCAUUAACACUUGAUUGUGUUAUUUUAGGCGGUAAUGAAGAAAUUGAGUUAACAUGGUUACGAAAUAAUAAAGAAAUUCCUGAAAAUCCGGAUUUUCGACGUGAACAUGAUGGAAAUUCAUUUAAAUUAGUCGUUGCUGAAGUAUUUCCUGAAGAUUCAGGUGUCUUUUCAGCUUUAAUAAAAAGUCAAACAAUUGUUAAUCCACGUUUUUCAUCUUGCUCAGUCAUUAUUCAAGCUCGUGAUGAAGAACCACUUGAUCCAUGCUUUGGUCAAUUUCCACAAAGUAUUAGUGUAGAAGAAGGUCGUAAAGCGAAAUUUUCAUGCACACUCAAAGGUUCAACACCAAUGACUGCUGAUUGGAAUAUGAAUGGUAAACCACUUGAUCGUAAAUCAAGUCGAUUUGUAUUUACAAAUGCUGAAAAGGAAUUUUCAUUUGAAAUUCCUGUUGUUUUAGCAACUGAUGAAGGUCAAUAUCAUGUUACUAUUGCGAAUGACAAAGGAGAAAUAACUGCUGCAUUCAGCGUACAUGUUGAUCAAUCGUGA
Messenger RNA from Rotaria sp. Silwood2, 2244 nucleotides. NCBI's taxonomy places the organism in Eukaryota, Metazoa, Rotifera, Eurotatoria, Philodinida, Philodinidae. The record is from the annotation of a GenBank genome assembly.